Trichoplax adhaerens is the source of this 189-nucleotide messenger RNA. RefSeq lists its product as uncharacterized. The record is from RefSeq and is a predicted model, not a curated record. The annotation marks the transcript as partial. Lineage: Eukaryota; Metazoa; Placozoa; Uniplacotomia; Trichoplacea; Trichoplacidae. The transcript has a single exon.
AGUGUUGGAGGACCAAAGUCAACUACACUAAAGGAAGAUGAUUUGAUCAUAAUUCAGCCUAACGUCGAUCGCUUCAAAACAGCACCACAAAUUUCUGUAGCAUUACGAGAAGAAUACGGUUUAAAUGUAUCUGUAACCACAAAUUCGAGACGCUUGCGAAAGGUUGGCUUAUAUGGACGUAGGCCAUGA